CAGACCAGAGAGAGAGAGAAAGGAGAUUUUGGAAACACGGAAUUUCUCUGGAAUUGGCGCUUUCGCCGUUUUCCUUGGAUGGAGGAAGGAUUUGGCUAUUGCAUGUCUGCAGGAAAGAGAUGCCUGAUGUCCUUUGAGGAAGUAGCCGUGUCUUUCAGGGUGGAAGAAUGGGCUCUGCUGGAUCUAGGCCAAAGAAAACUCUACUGGGAGGUGAUGCAGGAAAACUAUGAGACCGUGGCCUCUCUUGGGACCCACAAUUCCCAGAAGUACUUCAGCGCAGCAGAGUGGUCCACCCUGUCUUUCCUAGGCUUUGACAGGAUAGUUUCUCCUGGAAAGAGAGAAGGAAAUUUGGAAUUCAUUGGGGACUGUCUUCUUCCUCAUUUUCCCCAGGCGGUGGGAGAAUGUGACUUUUCCUUGUCUGCAGGAGAGGGAGCCCCACAGUCCUUUGAGGAGGUAGUUGUAUCCUUCACUGCAGAGGAAUGGACUGUGAUGGAUCCAGGCCAAAGAAAACUCUACUGGGAAGUUACAGAGGCAAAUUAUGAGACCGUGGCCUCUCUUGUUGCAGAUGUUAGUGAAAUGAUAGGUGAGAAGGGACCAGGAAGAGACAUCAUGCAAAAGAAUCAAGAUCUCAAUGUGGAAGCAAACACUGCGGAUCAGGAUGUCCUAAAGAGGGAGCAGGGAAGGAAGAAGGAAGCAAAAAAGAAAAAGAGGAAGGAACUGAUUGCCCAUCAAAAGAGGAAGAUGGCUGAGGUCCCAGCCCAAGAUAAACUGCAGAUGGGAAAAAGACGUAAGCAUCUUCUCUAUGCAAAAAGGUUCCGCUGCAAAUUCAGUAGUAAAAAAUAUCAGAGUAUUAAAAUGUACUGGAAACCGUUUAAAUGCUUGGAGUGUGGAAAGACUUUCUCAAAGAAUAGCCAACUAACUGAACAUCAAAAGGUUCAUACAAUGGAGAAGCCAUUUAAAUGCCUGGAGUGUGGGAAAAGCUUCUCUUGGAAAGGUUACCUAACUGCGCAUCAAAAGGUUCACAGAGGGGAAGCAGCAUAUGAAUGCUUGCAAUGUGGGAAGAGAUUCUUAUGGAAUGCAACCCUAACUAAACAUCACAAGGUUCACACAGGGGAGAAGCCAUAUGAAUGCUUGGUUUGUGGAAAGAGCUUUUCACUGAAAGGCACCCUAAAAGCACAUCAAAAGGUUCACACACGGGAGACGCCAUACGAAUGCUUGCAGUGUGGGAAGAGAUUCUCUUGGAGUGCUAGCCUGACUGCACAUCAGAAGCUUCACACAGGCGAGAAGCCAUAUAAAUGUUUGGAGUGUGGGAAGAGCUUCUCACGGAAAGGCUACCUAACUGGACAUCAAAAGGUUCACACAGGACAGGCGCCACAUGAAUGCUUGCAGUGUGGAAAGAGAUUCUUUUGGAAUGCAACCCUAAUUACACAUCAGAAGGUUCACACAGGGGAGAAGCCAUAUGAAUGCUUGGAUUGUGGAAAGAGCUUCUCACAGAAGGGCUCCCUAACUGCACAUCGUAGGGUUCACACAGGAGAGAAGCCAUAUGAAUGCCUGCAGUGUGGAAAGAGAUUCUCUCAUAAAGGCAACCUAACUACACAUCAGAAGGUUCACACAGGGGAGAAGCCGUAUAAAUGCUUGGAUUGUGGGAGGAGCUUCUCUCAGAAAGGCGCAGUAACUAUACAUCAAAAGGUUCACUCACAAGAGACGCCAUACAAAUGCUUGGAGUGUGGAAAGAGCUUCUCUCGGAAUGACACCCUAAUUGCCCAUCAAAAGGUUCACACAGGAGAGAAACCAUAUAAAUGCUUGGAGUGUGGAAAGUGCUUCUCCCGAAAGGUCUAUGUAACUGCACAUCAGAAAGUUCACACAGGGGAAAAGCCAUAUCAAUGUUUGGAGUGUGGAAAGAGAUUCUCUUGGAGUGCAGCGCUAAUGGUACAUCAUAAGGUUCACACAGGGGAGAAGCCAUAUAAAUGUUUGGUGUGUGGAAAGUGCUUCUCUACGAAUAGCCACCUAACUGCACAUCAAAAGGUUCACACAGGGGAGAAGCCGUAUCAAUGCUUGGAGUGUGGAAAGAGCUUCUCUAGCAAAUUCUACCUAACUGGUCAUCAUAAGGUUCACACAGGAGAGAAGCCAUGUAAAUGCUUGGAGUGUGGAAAGAGUUUUUCUACAAAUAGCCACCUAAGUAAACAUCAAAAGGUUCACACAGGAGAGAAGCCUUAUAAAUGCUUGGCCUGUGGAAAGAGCUUCUCUCGGAAUACCCACCUAACUGAGCAUCAGAGGAUUCACACAGGCGAGAAGCCAUAUAAAUGUCUGCAGUGUGGAAAGAGAUUCUCUGUGAAUGGAGCAUUAACUAUACAUCAGAGGGUUCACACAGGAGAGAAGCCGUAUAAAUGCUUGGAAUGUGGAAAGAGAUUCUGCGACAUUGGCUCCCUAAGAAAGCAUCAAAGAGUUCACACAGGGGAAAGGCCAUAUGAAUGCUUGGUAUGUAGAAAGAGCUUUGCUCAGAAUAGCUACCUAACUGCACAUCAAAAGGUUCACUCAGGAGAGAAGCCAUAUAAAUGCUUGGAUUGUGGGAAGAGCUUCUCACAGAAAGGGGCCCUAACUGUACAUCAAAGGGUUCACACAGGAGAGAAGCCAUAUGAAUGCUUGCAAUGUGGAAAGAUCUUCUCUCAUAAAGGCAACCUAACUACACAUCAGAAGGUUCACACAGGGGAGAAGCCAUAUAAAUGCUUGGAUUGUGGGAAGAGCUUCUCACAAAAAAGUGCUGUGACUGUACAUCAAAAGGUUCACACACAGGAGAGGCCAUAUGAAUGCUUGCAGUGUGGAAAGAGAUUCUCUCGGAAUGAUGCCCUAACUGCACAUCAGAAUCUUCACACAGGGGAGAAACCAUAUGAAUGUUUGCUGUGUGGAAAGUGCUUCUCUCGAAAGGUCUACCUAACCGCACAUCAGAGGGUUCACUCAGGGGAGAAGCCAUUUAAAUGCUGGGAGUGUGGAAAGAGAUUCUCUUGGCGAACAGCACUAACUGUACAUCAAAGGGUUCACACAGGGGAGAAACCAUUUAAAUGCUUGGAGUGUGGAAAAAGAUUCUCUUGGCGUACAGCACUAACUGUACAUCAGAAGGUUCACACAAAGGAGAAGCCGUAUAAAUGCUUGGAGUGUGGAAAGAGCUUCUCUGAGAUGGGCAACCUAAAUCGACAUCAAAAAAUUCACACAGGGGAGAAGCCAUAUAAAUGCUUGGAUUGUGGGAAGAGCUUCUCACAAAAAAGUGCUGUGACUGUACAUCAGAAGGUUCACACACAGGAGAGGCCAUAUGAAUGCUUGCAGUGUGGAAAGAGAUUCUCUCGGAAUGAUGCCCUAACUGCACAUCAGAAUCUUCACACAGGGGAGAAACCAUAUGAAUGUUUGCUGUGUGGAAAGUGCUUCUCUCGAAAGGUCUACCUAACCGCACAUCAGAGGGUUCACUCAGGGGAGAAGCCAUUUAAAUGCUGGGAGUGUGGAAAGAGAUUCUCUUGGCGAACAGCACUAACUGUACAUCAAAGGGUUCACACAGGGGAGAAACCAUUUAAAUGCUUGGAGUGUGGAAAAAGAUUCUCUUGGCGUACAGCACUAACUGUACAUCAGAAGGUUCACACAAAGGAGAAGCCGUAUAAAUGCUUGGAGUGUGGAAAGAGCUUCUCUGAGAUGGGCAACCUAAAUCGACAUCAAAAAAUUCACACAGGGGAGAAGCCAUAUAAAUGCUUGGAGUGUGGAAAGAGCUUCUCUACAAAUAGCUCCCUAACUAUACAUCAAAAGAUUCACACAGGGGAGAAACCUUAUAAAUGCUUGGAGUGCGGAAAGAGCUUCUCUCGGAAUUCCCACCUAACAAAACAUCAGAGGAUUCACACAGGGGAGAAGCCAUAUAAAUGUCUGCAGUGUGGAAAGAGAUUCUCUGUGAAUGAUGCCCUAGCUAUUCAUCAGCGGGUUCACUCAGGGGAGAAGCCGUAUAAAUGCUUGGAAUGUGGAAAGAGAUUCUGUGACAUUGGCUCCCUAAGAAAGCAUGAAAGAGUUCAUAAAGGGGAGAGGCCAUAUGAAUGCUUGGUGUGUAGAAAGAGCUUUGCUCAGAAUAGCUACCUAACUGCACAUCAAAAGGUUCACACAGGGGAGAAACCAUUUGAAUGUUUGCAGUGUGGAAAGAGAUUCUCCUGGAAUGUAGCCCUAACUGUACAUCAAAGGGUUCACACAGGAGAGAAACCACAUAAAUGCUUGAAGUGUGGAAAGUGCUUCUCUCGUAAAAACCUCCUAACUGAGCAUCAAAAGCUUCACUUAGGGGAGAAGCCAUAUAAAUGCUUGGAAUGUGAAAAGAGAUUCUCUAACUACGGCUCCCUAAAAAAACAUGAAAGGAUGCAUACAGGGGAGAGUCUAUAUAAAUGCCUGGAGUGUGGAAAGAGAUUCUCUGGGAAGGGCUCCCUAAACAUUCAUAAAAGGGUUCACACAGGGGAGAGGCCAUAUGAAUGCUUGGUGUGUAGAAAGAGAUUCUCUCAGAAAAGCUACCUAACUGCACAUCAAAAGGUUCACACAGGGGAGAAGCCAUAUGAAUGCUUGCAGUGUGGAAAGAGAUUCUCCUGGAAUGCAGCCCUGACUGCACAUCAGAGGGUUCACACAGGAGAGAAGCCAUAUAAAUGCUUGCAGUGUGGAAAGUUCUACUCUCAGAAAGGCAACCUAACUGCACAUCAGAAGGUUCACACAUGAGAAGUCAUAUAGAUGCUUUGAAUGUGGAAAACGGUUCUCUGAGAAAGCUACCUAAGUAAAGAUCAAAAGAUUUUUACAUGGGAGAAGCUAUAUAAAUGCUUCAAGUAUCGAAAGAGUCAGAAUGGCCAGCUAAGUAAACAUGAAAAGGUUUACACAGGAGAAGCCAAUGUUGAUGGGUGAAGAAAGUGUGAUGUCAUCUGCAAACUUGGCUGCCUGACUUGAGCACCCUUAUCUUCAGGUCAUUAUGAGCAAGUUGAAAAACAUUGGCCCUCGUACGGAUUCCUGAGGGAAACCACUGCUCAUAUCCCUCCAUUGUGAGAACUGACCAUUCAUUCCAUUCUCUUCUUUCUGUUUUUUAAAGCCAUUUUCCAAUCUAGACGAGGACUGUUAUCCCAUGAGUUUAAAAUUUGCUCAGGAGACAUUAGUGAGGGACUUUGCUGCCUUACCAACCCCAGCUCCUUCUUCUACUUUCCUCAACAUAUCUGUUCAGAUACCAGUGUCUGCCCCUUAUCUCCAGCAGUAGUGGCACGUGAGAGUUCAUACAGAGUCUCAGUAAUCCAACUUUAAUAUUUCUUUAAUGCCCUAUUCAUCACUUGGUCCCAUUGCUUUCUAGCUGGUUUCCUGCUUUAAAACACAUGUUUUAAAACACAUUUUUCUUGUUGGUCUUGAUUCUUUUAGCAAUUUAUUCCUCAAAAUCCUUGGUUUGCUUCUCCAGUGGUGCACUUGCAUGUUUUUGGUGCAAGUUUUCUAUGUAAAUAUAGAAUACGCUUGUUACCAUUGUGGUCACUGUCACCCAUCAGUCCAUCCAUAUCUUGCACUAAGUCAUGGGCUGCAUGUAUAAUGUGUUUUAAAAUUAUAGAAUUAGUCAAAUAUUUAAGGAUUUUGUGGAAAGUAUUGGUAAAACUUCAAAGGAUCUCUUAAAAUAUAGAAUAUUAUAAAAGUUAAGAUCCAUUUUAGUUAAUUUUGCAUGAAUGUAUUCUUUCCCUAUUUAUUAAAAUAAUUUUAAAAAACUUUUUAAAAUCUUCAGUCUAAGAUAGUAUACACUUUUCAAAACUUGCAGUGUAGACUCUGGUGGAGAUAAUUGAUUAUUCUGAUGGGAAGUCUUGUAAAGUAGUAUCCAUCUGGAAUUCAUCUAUCUGCUUCUUCUAAAUUAAGUUUCCUCCCAAGGGCUCUGAAACAAUAAACAACAACAAAAAAGUUAAAA
Molecule: messenger RNA, 5929 nt
Organism: Sphaerodactylus townsendi
Lineage: Eukaryota; Metazoa; Chordata; Lepidosauria; Squamata; Sphaerodactylidae
Product: zinc finger protein 260-like
Exons: 6
Coding region: 79-4725 (1548 amino acids)
Biological process (GO): regulation of transcription by RNA polymerase II
Cellular component (GO): nucleus
Molecular function (GO): DNA-binding transcription activator activity, RNA polymerase II-specific; RNA polymerase II cis-regulatory region sequence-specific DNA binding
Source: RefSeq, a predicted model, not a curated record